Suillus discolor is the source of this 306-nucleotide messenger RNA. RefSeq lists its product as uncharacterized. The transcript has a single exon. The annotation marks the transcript as partial. The record is from RefSeq and is a predicted model, not a curated record. NCBI's taxonomy places the organism in Eukaryota, Fungi, Basidiomycota, Agaricomycetes, Boletales, Suillaceae.
AAACCAGAAUCAGGAUUCCGGUACCUUGUCAGCUUCCUUCGACACCAAGGUAUUCGAGUUCAGCAGCAUCGUGUUUGGCAGUCCCUGCGCAGAGUUGACAGGCUGGGACAAAGGCUGAGAGAACGACGUGUUACCAGAAGACGAAAAUACCGAGUUGCUCGACCAAAUGCACUAUGGCAUGUAGAUGGUCAUCACAAGCUCAUUCGAUGGGGCUUCGUCAUCCAUGGUUUCAUUGACGGGUAUUGUCGCACUGUAAGUCAAUUAAUUCAUAUAAGUAACAAUACACCUUACUGUACCAACAGAUAA